This is a messenger RNA of Elaeis guineensis (African oil palm), 1020 nucleotides long. RefSeq lists its product as uncharacterized. The record is from RefSeq and is a predicted model, not a curated record. NCBI's taxonomy places the organism in Eukaryota, Viridiplantae, Streptophyta, Magnoliopsida, Arecales, Arecaceae.
UGGCUUCCUCUCUCUAUAUGUACUUGGUUUUCUCCUACUUUUCCCACCGUAUUGGAAGCCUCUCUUCUUUGCCAUUGCUUUGCGGAUUUCUCCAGCCUUUCUUGCAGCUCCAAUGGCUUCUUUUACUUCGAGCAGAUGGUUGAGACCUGAGGUGUAUCCCCUCUUCGCAGCAGUUGGUACAGCUGUUGGUAUCUGUUGCAUGCAGCUGGUACGGAAUAUCACCACCAACCCUGAAGUGAGGGUCACCAAAGAAAAUAGGGCUGCUGGAGUGCUUGAGAACUUCUCAGAAGGAGAGAGAUAUGCAGAACAUGGCCUCCGAAAAUUUCUCCGCAGCAAGAACCCUGAGAUCAUGCCAUCUCUUAACAAGUUCUUUUCAGAUCCAAAUUGAAAAAUUAUUGGAAAUUGUCCAAACUUCUGAGAUUUUUGGUUCAUGAUUCAUCUGGACUAGGUUUUUGAAAAGCUUCAUUAUAGAAGAAAUUGAUUUUGUUGAUAGGGUGACUAUUCCUCCAUAUUUGAGUGUUGUUGGUUUCAAUAAAUUUGCUGAACAAUGGAUUUCAUAUCAGUAACUAUAUCAUUCCGCAUCUUAAGUUUCAUGUAAGAAUUUAGACUAAGCACUUUAUCACAGGUUCGGUUUAUAUACCAACACCAGAGUACUUCAGAGGUCUCAACCUUGUUUUAAUUCGCCGCUACGAUGUGAAGGUAAUGGAUGUUGUUUAGAAGUUGGUGGACAGAAUGAAUUAGUCUUGAAAGAGUCAGUCAUGUAUGUAAGCUGCUUGAUUCCCAUAACUUAAGGAAUCAAUCGUGCCAUCUGUGGCAAUUUCAUCAUUAUUGACAGAAGGGUCCUAUCGAUGAUUAGGAAUGAGCAGUGCUAUCAUAACAUGAAAAAUUUAGGUCAUUUAUAUUGUUGUAUGUUUCAGUAUCACUAUGACACUAUCAUUUCCAUGCUGUACCUCUCUCCAUGUUCUUCCUUUUGGAAGCCCAUAAACUUAAUAAGAGUGUGAUUGCCAUGUUACUGAUUAA